UUGAAGGCUCCCGCCCCGAAUGAGGCUCCGAUAGACAAUCCAGUCGAGGCCUGGAUCCAAGUCCUAGACAAUGACCUCGCCCAGCUUGCCCUUAUAGCUCAACAAUCUCGUAGGUUGCGUAUCUUACGCAUGCAAGCCUGGAGCUCUCCAUCUCCUGAAUCCGUCGAUAGUCCCGAGAAUUAUCUCUCACUACCCACGAUGGAAGCCCUACUUUCGGUGAAGAAUCUGAGCGUUCCAGUGCUAGAUCUACCCGCCAGCUUUGUGGUUUCAUCAGGAGAGCAAGGGAAUAGCGGUCAUAUUUGUCCAGCUAUAUGUGCCCUUCGUGGCACUCUCAGAACCCUUCAGGUACACAUGGGCAGCAUCUGCCCCGAAGUUUUGAAGCCUCGAGACCCUAAUGACAAUCUACCCCUGAGCGUGGUAUUCAUCAAGCUGAGCCUGAUCAGGGUCCUACCGUGGGUAACAUCGGCGGCUCACUCCAGAUGGUGCUGUCCCCUUGAUGAUCUCUUUCUUUGCGACUGGAUUCCUUCCGACAACUUAAUUGACCACCCUGAUUAG
Ilyonectria robusta is the source of this 555-nucleotide messenger RNA. RefSeq lists its product as uncharacterized. Lineage: Eukaryota; Fungi; Ascomycota; Sordariomycetes; Hypocreales; Nectriaceae. The annotation marks the transcript as partial. The transcript has a single exon. The record is from RefSeq and is a predicted model, not a curated record.